GGAGGAGCGGCCGCCCUGGCGUUCCCGCCAAUCACGCCGGUGACGGAGGGCGCCCACGCCAGCGAUCAGCCUCUGAUCACGCGCUCACUGCGCCCCUAUUGGCCGGCGCUUUCUACACCUUUGUCUCCGAUUGGUGGAGCUUCACUGCCGCCAGCUGCAAUGUAAUUUUUGUUGUUCUGUGCGUGUUGCAACUGGGUCGUUAUGUCCACCCCGGAGAGAAUUUGUUAUUCUCAUUGCUACCAUUUGCGAGGGCUCUCCCUUCUUGCCUUUCCCCCCCCCAACGUGAUAUUGUUUUGAUUGGGAUUUUUAAAAAAUGUUUAAUUAAUUUAAAAUAAUUAAAAUGCGGUGUAAUUCUCCAUGUCAAGUUGGAGAAAUGGAAGAAUCACGCAAUGUUGAAAUCAUAGGCAUUUAUGAGUCGAUAUUAGAAAGGAAACGUCAUGACAGUGAAAGGUCCUCUGGCAGUCCAUUGGAACAGAAUGACAUUGAAGCUGUGGAGGCUCUUGUUUGUAUGAGUUCAUGGGGACAACGGUCGCAAAAAGGGGAUCUCUUAAAAAUGCGACCACUUACACCUGCUUCAGACACAGAUUCUGUGCACUGUGAAUCUGUUCCUCCAAUGUUGCAGAGAGACUACCAUUCAUUCUCAUUCCUCUGUAUGACACCACCACAUAGUCCUGGUGUUGUUGAAUCUGGUAAUGCUCCUCCAGUGCCACAAAUUACCUAUACAAAGCCAGCUACUAUCACUGCUAACAGUGGAGUCCACACAGUCAAUACGAUGACUGUGAAGCCUGCUUUAGUGAACAUUCAUGAGUUUUCACGCCAGAAGUCUCCUGCAGCCGAACGGACUGUUGCUCCUCACUGCCGGUCAGUGGCCACCAGUGUCAUCCGUCACACUGCUGAUAAUUCUCCUUGCAGCCACAUUCCUUCGCCGUCAAUGAUUGAAAAGCCCCACUCGAGUCUCCUAAGCCUUGGGACAAAGGCAAAAGGAAAAGCAACAAGCCAAUGUAAGCACACUAAGGAGAUGCGUUCGUCCUCUGGUUUUGAGAGUAAAAGCUGUUUGCAGCAGAAUUUCUCCAAGUCAGUUAGCAAGGACCCACAGCCAGCAGUGUCCUCCCUAGCACCAGCUUGUACAACAAACAAAAUUGAAACUGAACAUCAAAACCUAGCCCGAUCUCUACCAGCACGCCUACCCCCUCCAGCUGUGGCAAACACUCCAGUUAUCUGUCAGAUGUUGCCUGUGAAUGGAGGAGGAAGAGAAAGAGGAGGAGGAGGUGUCAUUUCAGCAUUGAUCCCAACACCAAGCAACUGUGUAAAGCCCAUGUUUUCCCAGACUGCUCCAGUUUCUCAACCUCUUCUGGUGGGAACAUCAGUGUCACAAGGGACAGUGAUGUUUGUGCUACCCCAACCCACUCUAACACCAUCAUCUCCUGCUCAGCAGACGGUAAUGACAGUUGGGAAUACUAAGUUGCUGCCACUGGCUCCUGCUCCAGUUUUUGUUUCAUCGGGUCAAAAUUGUGCACCACAGAUGGAUUUCUCUAGAAGGCGUAAUUAUAUUUGUAAUUUUACUGGUUGCCGGAAGACCUACUUCAAGAGUUCGCACUUAAAAGCACAUCUCCGAACACACACAGGCGAGAAACCAUUUAACUGUAACUGGGAAGGAUGUGACAAAAAGUUUGCCCGCUCAGAUGAACUGUCGCGACACCGCAGAACUCACACUGGGGAGAAGAAGUUCAUGUGCCCCGUUUGUGAUCGACGCUUCAUGCGCAGUGAUCACCUCACGAAACAUGCGCGUCGUCACAUGACCACAAAGAAAGUCCCCAAUUGGCAGGCUGAGGUCAACAAACUGAACAAAAUAGCUAUUUCAGCACCUUCUGCCAUCCCUGUGAAAAAUGUAUUGAUUCCUACGACAACAUCCACCUGAAUGAGAUGACUUGCAGACAACAUUUGCACUAAUUGAGUUAUCAACAGAACUGAAGAAGUGGCUGUUGUUUGAUGGAAUGCUCACGCAAUUCUGAAAGUGGUGUGCUUUACUGCAUUCUCAAAGUAUGAAUUGAUUUAUCUUUCUGACAUAUAUGAGUGGUAAUGACACUUGUGUGAACAGGUUGAACGCAAAAAUCUGACAAGCAUAAGGGUGGAAUUUUCCUCUCAUUUGUAAUGCACAGAAUAUGGGGAAAUUCCACAAUGGUUCAUGGAAAAUUUUCAUUAUAUUCUAAACAUUUUAAAUGUAUUGUAAAUAGUAUUUGCUAUGCACAUUGUAUACUUCCUCUAUUUAAUAAAACAAUUUUCAUGUAUAACAGAUGAUAAAUAUUUUUUCUGACAAUUUUUGCCAUACAAGAAUAGCGCUGAACUCUUUUAUUGCCUUAAAGCAAUAAUUUUGUGCAGCCCCCUUUUUAGAUCCUAACCUAUUGAAACUGAUAACCAUCAGCAUGAGAAUUGGAAUGAAUAAAUGUGUAUAUAUAUUUUAAAAGUGCACUAUUUUGCAAACAUUAUGUAUUUAAUAUCAUUCACAUCAUGGCAUUAUGCCAAUUAUUUUAGAUGUCCAGCACUUAUGUUUGUGUUUUCCUCAUGUAUGGCACACUGAAAACAAUAUGUAUGUUACACAAGUUGCGUGUGGCUACAUGAAAUACCCUGCUGAGGAUGGUGACAGGAUGGGCUGUAUUUUUUUUAAGUCUCUGACUUACAGCAGUAAUCAGGUG
This is a messenger RNA of Pristis pectinata (smalltooth sawfish), 2693 nucleotides long. It is a transcript of the gene klf11a, whose product is annotated as Kruppel-like factor 11a. The record is from RefSeq and is a predicted model, not a curated record. Bases 341 to 1918 code for a protein of 525 amino acids. Lineage: Eukaryota; Metazoa; Chordata; Chondrichthyes; Rhinopristiformes; Pristidae. Gene Ontology annotation, biological process: regulation of transcription by RNA polymerase II. The transcript has 4 exons. Gene Ontology annotation, molecular function: DNA-binding transcription factor activity, RNA polymerase II-specific; RNA polymerase II cis-regulatory region sequence-specific DNA binding.